ACCUCAGCUGGGGCUGGAGCGAGGCGUCGUCGGGAUGCAGCGCCCCGGGCCCUUCAGCACCCUCUACGGGCGGGUCCUGGCCCCGCUGCCCGGGCGGGCCGGGGGCGCGGCCUCUGGCGGAGGCGGGAACAGCUGGGCCCUCCCGGGCUCCCUCGUGCAGCUGCCGGGGCGUGAACAGUCUGGGACCCGCAGUGGUACGGGCGGCACAGGUACCUGCGGCCCGGAUUCCAACAGGGUCUGCCCGGCCCAAUCCACAAUGUCCAAGGCCGAGGAGGCGAAGAAGCUGGCGGGCCGCGCGGCCGUGGAAAACCACGUGAGGAAUAACCAAGUGCUGGGAAUUGGAAGUGGUUCCACAAUUGUUCAUGCUGUGCAGCGAAUAGCUGAAAGAGUGAAGCAAGAGAAUCUGAACCUCGUCUGUAUCCCCACUUCCUUCCAGGCCCGGCAGCUCAUCCUACAGCAUGGCUUAACCCUCAGUGACUUGGAUCGACACCCAGAGAUUGACCUCGCCAUCGAUGGUGCUGAUGAAGUAGAUGCUGAACUCAAUCUCAUCAAGGGUGGUGGAGGCUGCCUGACCCAGGAGAAGAUUGUGGCUGGCUAUGCCAGUCGGUUCAUCGUGAUUGCUGAUUUCAGGAAAGAUUCAGUGAAUCUUGGGGAUCAGUGGCACAAGGGAAUCCCUAUUGAGGUCAUCCCAAUGGCCUAUGUCCCCGUGAGCCGAGCUGUGACCCGGAAGUUUGGGGGUGAAGUUGAGCUUCGAAUGGCUGUCAACAAGGCAGGUCCUGUGGUGACAGAUAAUGGAAACUUUAUCCUGGAUUGGAAGUUUGACCGGGUGCACAAAUGGAGUGAAGUGAAUACAGCUAUUAAAAUGAUCCCAGGUGUGGUGGACACAGGGCUGUUCAUCAACAUGGCGGAGAGGGUGUACUUUGGGAUGCAGGAUGGCUCGGUGAACAUGAGGGAGAAGCCUUUCUCUUGACCCUUGGAGGAGGAGUGUGCUCACCUUCCGUCUCUCCAGCCACAGCCAAGGUGGAUGUGUCUCUCCUGAGCCUUUGCCUUAAUGUAUCCUGCCAGGGCGGACAGUCGAUACUGUGGGAGGUGGGGAGAAGUUAAAUCAGUCUUCUGAAGUAUUGUUAUGUGUCUUUUUAAAAAGAGAAAUUUAAACAUAUAUAUUUUUACUAUUAAAAUAUCCAGUUUUUUAUACAGUAGAACUUGAUUUCAUGUUUUAUAUGAAACAUUUACCAAAAAUAAAAAUAAACAAGAGAGUGCAGGACUGUCUUAGAAAUCUUCAACUUCGGCCUGCUGAUUAAGUUUCUGAAUUACCAUGAAAAUGACUUUCUUUGGAGCUGGUGAAAUGAAGGGCAGCCGGCAGCCAUUUCCUGAUGCCUUACUAGACACAUCGUUUACUUUCCUGCCACUCUGUUUGGUUUGUAGGUAGCUUUCAUUGUGAUCACGCACAAUAUCUACUCACAUUUUAGGUUCAGGUUGACAGGAAUCUGGCGUGGAGCAGUGUGGUGUAGGGACUUGGAAUGAGGGACUUCGGCUGGGACCCUGGGGCUCCUUCACACCCCUGUUAUUGGAAGCAGUUGGCUAGAAAUACUUGCCAGUACUGCCAAAGCACUGCAGUAAAAUGUGAAAUACUUGCUUUUUUUUUUUUUUAAAGAUAUCCUUUCUGUUAAUAUUUUUACUGUUCUUUUAAUAUUGCAUGAUUUGGCGUCAGACGUCAUCACUUCAUGUGGUUUGAAGUUUGAAAUAAAAAGUGUUGUGCCAUUUUGCCAGA
Perognathus longimembris pacificus (Pacific pocket mouse) is the source of this 1771-nucleotide messenger RNA. It is a transcript of the gene Rpia, whose product is annotated as ribose 5-phosphate isomerase A. Gene Ontology annotation, biological process: pentose-phosphate shunt, non-oxidative branch; D-ribose metabolic process. Gene Ontology annotation, cellular component: intracellular membrane-bounded organelle. Gene Ontology annotation, molecular function: ribose-5-phosphate isomerase activity. Lineage: Eukaryota; Metazoa; Chordata; Mammalia; Rodentia; Heteromyidae. The coding region runs from base 35 to 970 and encodes 311 amino acids. The transcript is spliced from 9 exons. The record is from RefSeq and is a predicted model, not a curated record.